UGAACUUCAGCCUCAUUUGGAAGCUUAGCUGGGAAACACGAUACUGUAACUGUUAGAAAAAGACCUUCAUCAUCAGAUUCAAUGGAUUUUUCACUUCUUUGCGUCACCCAUCUCUUAAUGCUUCCUCUCUGUGCACAAGAAUCAGCUGUAUCUGAACAAGUAACUGAACUCCAGUCUGUGCCUAGCUCUGAAGAUCUUCAUAACCUUCAUUGUUCUGCUGUGGGAAAGCCUGCCUCUGGAAUCUCCAUUUACCCAUCACAAGUCACAGUACACCCAGCACAAGAGUACCUUGCUCAGAACCCCAAUGCCACAGUGGCUGUCACUAAAACCUACAACAACUCUUUGAAAACUGCGAGGAUCUUGAGUGUCCGGGAUUUGGCUGUGUCCAUGACUCACCCUGUGAGAUACGAAGAGAUGAUAGUCCCUCUGCCAGGAAAUAAAGGAGAGUCUUCACAGAGGAUAAAGUAUAACACUUUUGAGACAGCGGUCCUGGGAGGAAACGUGACCAUCUUCUGCAACUUCACAAGUCUGGCAAAUGUUGAGCAAAUCACCUGGCAGAAAAUCCAAGGCUCUUUGCCUCACAAUAUUGGCACUUACAGUCAUAAAUAUGGAGAAAAGAUUCUCCCACCAUACAUAAACAGGCUUCAGUGCAAGAUUCUGGAACCCAGCGCCUCCUUCAUGACUAUCCAAGGAGUGACAUUUGAAGAUGAAGCCUGCUACAAGUGCCUGUUUAACACUUUUCCACAAGGCAGCCAUGGAGGGCAAACCUGCCUUAACAUUUUAACUGUAUCUGAACUAGUAACUGAACUCCAGUCUGUAUCUGGCUCUGAAGAUCUUCAAAACCUUCAGUGUUCCGCUGUGGGAAAGCCUGCCCCUGGAAUCUCCAUUUACCCAUCACAAGUCACAGUACACCCAGCACAAGAAUACCUUGCUCAGAACCCCAAUGCCACAGUGACUGUCACUAAGAGCUACAGCAUCUCUUUGAAAACUGCGAGGUCCCUGGGUCUCCAGAACGUGGUUGUGUCCAUGACUCACCCAGUAAGACAUGAAGAGAAGAUAGUCCCUCUGCCACGAAAUCAAGGAGGUACCACAAAUUCUUGUUUAAACUGGAAGAUAACAGCAACUAUAUUCAUCAUAUUGUUUCUCAUUUCAUGGAUCAUCAUUGGGGCCCUUCGCUUUAUUCAUUUCAAAAAGAAAAGGUCAGAGAACACACCUGAGCCAUCAUCAACACAGACACCUAACCCACUGUCAACACUGGUACCUACACCACCAUCAACAGAGACUGACAACUUAAUGAGACACCGUCGCCAGACAGAGACAUAAUUGGUUGUAUAUGAUUUCUUUUUUCUGUCACUACAUCUUUAAAUUUAAGAAGUUUCAAAAAUUUGAACAUGCAUUCGCUAGCAGCAAUUAUCAUGUUAGAAGUAAGUGGAGUAUUUGUUCCAAGUGAGGUUUUAUUUAUGUUAAUGUCUUUACAUUUUGAAAUUAAAAUUUGAUUUAACUGAUACAUAAUAAUUAUAGAUAUUUCUGGAGUAUCAUGUACAUUUUGAUAGCAGGCUAAGCAUAUCUGUUUACUCAAGACAUUUAUCAUUUCUUUGUGCCUAAAACUUUUCAAAUCUUUCCUGUAAGGUUUUAAAAAUAUACAGUACACAGUCAUUAUCUAUAAUUACCCUACUGUGCAGAAGCACAAAACGUCUCACUUCUGUCUAACUUUAACUUAGUUUUGAUCACCCUUUCCUCAUCCCUCCUACCCUCUACUUACCCAGUCACCAAUCAACAUCAUUCUACUCUCAACUCUAUGACAUGAACUUUGUAUUCCUUUUCUUGAUCAGACCAUGUAGUAAUUGUCUUUAAGUACCUGGAUUCUUUUGAUUGACAUGGAUGAACCCCAAGUUUUAACCACAUUGUUGCAAAUGCCAGAAUUUCCCUUUAUGGCCAAGUACUUUUCAUACAGCUGUGUGUAUCAUGCUUUCUUACUCUCCUCCUCAGUGCUGGACAGGUUUCUGCUUUAGUCUUCCUCUGCUGUGAAUACGCUACAAAAGCUAUGGAAGCUCAGAUGUCUUCUCAACAUUUUCAACACACCAUUUCUUUUCCUCUUAGAGAUAUAGCUAAUAAUGGGAUGGUCUGAUUAUAUAGUAGUUUUAUCUUUAACUUAAGAAUUCUUCAUGGGUUUUUUUCAGUAAUGGCCAUAUUCAUUUAUAUUCACUUACAGUAUGUGAAGAUUCCCUUCUCCAAAUCCAUACAUCAGUUUCCUUCAGUGUCUUAAAUAAUAAAUAUUAUGGGGUAAGCUGCUACCUUUUGGUGGUUUUGAUUUUCAUUUCCACGAUGACUAAUGAAAGCAUUUCUUCAGGUCCCAUUAAAUGCCCUUUUGUAUGCUUUUUUUGAGAUAUGCCUAUUUAAGUUUAUUACCCAUAAAAUCAAGUAAUUUUUAUUGAACUCUUAAGUUCCUUAUUUGUCUUUAAAUAUCAAAGCCUUGACAGAUGUGGACUUUGCAAAUCUUUUCUUCUUCUCAGAAGAUGGUCUUUUGUGUUAUUGGCAGCUGUUUCCCUUGUUGACUGGAAGGGUUUUAGUAUCAUGUGAUCCAUUUGUCUGUUUUGAUUUUGCUGCCUGAGCUUUUGGGAAUCUUGUCUGAAAUGGCCUUAUCGAUUGCUCUUUCCUGAGUAUUUUCCCCAAGAUUAUUUCUAGUAGUUUUAUACUCUAUAUUUAUGGAAUUCGAUAUUUAUAUUUAAUACUGACAAUUCUGUAUUUAUAGAAUUUGAUAUUUAUAUUUGAUAUGUAUUUGAAACCUGUAUAAUGUAAUAUGAUAUGUAAGUUUUCAAAUCCAAUAUCUGAACCUUCCCUCUAGCUGCAUUUGAUUUUUGCAAUUUCUGUGAGAAACAGUUCUAGAUUCCAUCCCCUUGCAUGUGGGUUAUCCAAUCUCCCCAACAUUAUUCGCCAACAACACUGUCUUUUCCUAGUAAAUGUGUGUGUGUGUGUGUGUGUGUGUUUGUGUGUGUGUGUGUUCUUAGCACCUUUAUUGAAAAUUAGAAGAUGUGUGGGUUUAUCACAAAUUCUCUAUUCUGUUCUUUUCUUCUAUGUGUCUAUGUUUGGCAAAUACCAUGCCUUUUGACUCCAAGCAGCUUCAUGGUAUAUUUUUGUCUUAGUUAGGGUUUUACUGCUGUGAACAGACACUAUGACCAAGGCAAGUCUUAAAAAGACAAGAUUUAAUUGGGACCGGCUUACAGGUUCAGAGGUUCAGUCAAUUAUCAUCAAGGUGGGAACAUGGAAACAUCCAGGCAGGCACGGUGCCGAAGGAGCUGAGAGUUCUACAUCUUCAUCUGAGGGCUACUAGUGGAAGACUCACUUCCUGGCAGCUAGGGUGAGGGUCUUACAACCCACACCCACAGUGACACACCUACUCCAUCAGGGUCAUACCUUCUAAUAGUGCCACUCCCUGGGCCGAGCGCAUGAAACCAUAACUAUUUUGAAGUCAGGAGAUUUUCAGGGUUCUUUUGUUAGUUCUGUGUAGAACUGCACUGAAAUCAUAUGGACUUUUUGGAUCACUGUGAGUAGAACAGAAAUUCUUGAUGAUUUGAAUUUCCUAGUCUUUGAGUACAGGAUGUCUAUUCAGUGUGUAUCUUCUUUGAUUUCAUUAUCUGAUGUUUUGUGACUGUUUUUCAUUGUUGAGACCUUUGGGAAGGCCGAUAACAAUUUUAGUGUAAUUUCUCUCACCUCGUCUUUGAUAUACAUUUCUUCAAGUCUCUAUUCUUUAGGAAAGCUGUUUUCUUUGCAUGUGAGUUGUGUAAGUUUCCAUGAACUAACGGCCUAGUUCUUCUCAUUUGUUUUCUGUCAUGAACGAUACCUUGCUUAGAGUGAAAUCUUGGUGGCUGUCAGUGUUGAGGAAAAUUCCUAAGUAUUGUAAUAUAGUUUGUAUUUGGAAUGCUUUUUUAAAAAUUUCUUUUAUUGAAUAUUUUCUUUAUUUACAUUUCAAAUGUUAUCCCCUUUCCUGCUUUCCCCUCCAGAAACCCUCAUACCCCUUCCCCUUGCUUCUAUGAGGGUGUUCCUCCAUCCUCCCAUCCAUUCCCUCCUGCCUCCCCACCCUGGAAUUCCCCUACACUGAGGCAUGGAGUCUUCACAGGACCAAGGACCUCUUCUUCCAUUGAUGCCUGACAAGGCCAUAAGCAGCUGGAGCCAUUGAUUGUUCCAUGUGUACUCUUUGGUUGGUGUUUUAGUCCCUGGGAACUCUGGGGUGUCUGGUUGGUUGAUAUUCUUGUUCUUCCUAUGUGAUUGCAAACCCUUUCAGCUCCUUCAGUCCUUUCUCUAACUCCUCCAUUGGGGAUCCCAAUCUUAGUUCAAUGGUUGGCUGCAACCAUCUGCCUCUGUAUUUGUCAGACUCUAGUGAAGUCUCUCAGGAAACAACUCUAUCACACUCCUGUCAGCAUGCACUUCUUGGCAUCUACAAUAGUGUCUGGGUUUGGUGACUCUCUCUAUGGGAUAAAUCCCCAGGUGGGCAGUCUCUGCAUGGCCUUUCCUUCAGUCUCUGCUCCACAUUUUGUCUCCGAAGGGGGAACAAAAUACUCAUAGGAGAAAAUACGGAGACAAAUAAGAAUUCUCCUUAAUCUUUAUAGAGUCAAACUGGCUAGUUUUGUGUCAACUUGACAGAAGCUAGAGUCACUGGAGAGGGAGAGAGCCUCAGUUGAGAAAAUGCCUCAAUAAAAUUGGGCUGCAGGUAAGUCUAUAGGUUAUUUCUUUGUUAGUGAUUGAUGUGGGAGGGCCCAGGCCAUUUUGGGUGGUGCCAUCCCUAAGCUGGUGCUCGUGGGUUCUAUAAGAAAGCAAGCUGGGCAUGCCAUAGAUGGCAAACCAAUAAUGAAUACUCCUCAGUGUUGCCUUAUCAGUUCCUGUCUCCAUGUUCCUCCCCUGUUGAGUUCCUUUCCUGACUUCCUUUGAUGAUGAACAGUAAUCCAAGUACAAGCCAAAUAAACACUUCUUCCCCAACUUGCUUUUGUCAUAGUGUUUCAUUGAAGAAACAGAACCCUAACUAAAGCCAGUUGAUGCCAGGGUUGUAGGGUAUUUCUGUAACAAAUCUAAGCAUGUUGUUUGGGGGAGGAUUGGAACUCUGUGCAAAUAAAAGCCACUGAGUGUUCAUCUAAUGCUUGGUGAGUUGUCCUGUAGGCUCAUGGAAGAUAAGAAUGUUGGGGGUACACAACUGGAAUGGCGGCUGCUCCUAAAUCUGUUGCCUGCCUGUGACUCCCAUUCCCCCAACUGGGCAGUUUUGUCUGGCCUCAGUGAGAAACACUGCACCCAGUCAUACAGUAACUGAUGUGCUAGGGUUGAGGGGAGAUACCCAGGGGGGUUUCCCUUCUCAGAAGAGAACGGAUUGGGGAAGAGCUUCAAAUGGGGGUGGAGACUGGGAGAAAAGGUGGGCUGAUAUCUGAAUGUAAAGUGACUGAAUAAAAUAAAUAAAAUAAAAUAAAAGUAAGAUUCUGUUUCGGGUUAGCUGGGGGCUGAAGAAUCUGUGAUUCAUGUGAUAUCAGAACUACCAAAGUGAAAUCUUUGAUUUGCUGGCGUGGUCGAUGCUGGUUUGCUGGAGCUGAGGGAGUAGUGGUGAUUAAGAGAAAUCAGUAUCACUGAGGACAAAUCUUCUGGGAAGGGUUUUACUUGAGUCAGCACACAGAAGUUGUGUUCCAGUGAUGGCUAAGGUUAUAGCUGAUGGUACCAACUGAAUUUGGUAGUGUAGGAGUGAGUCACCCAGGUUUUGAAGGCAUGAGGGGAUCAUGGAGAGCAGCUGAGGUUUGGCACCAGAAGAGGUCAGGAGAGGACUUUGAAGGUGCAGAAUUGAAUGGGUCAUGCAGAGAAAUGGAUGUUAGCUUUGUCACCAUGAAGAGAAUCUAGGAGAGGAUAUUGGUGAAGGUACAGCCUGACUGGAGCAGCAGACCCUAGAAUUUUGGAGAUACAAGAAACACGAGAUGACCACCAAGACUAGCAACAGCAGAGGAGAGGAGCCAACAGGGAGGCUAGAAUACAAGCUAUGUAUGCUGAAGAGAGCAGAGCCAGAGCAAGGCCUCAGGAUAUCAUGAGUAAAUUGUAGAUGUUGGAUGUUGAGUUAUUUAUAUUGUUGAAAUUUAGUUGUGCUUAGUUCAGAUUCUGGCUGCGCCCUGGGUCUUCCCUCUUGAAGUAAGAAAGUACUUCGUUGAUUUUUUUUUUAUUUUUUAAUUUUUAGGAACAUGUAACUGAGAGAUUGCAUUUAAAAGAUACUUUGAUUUUCUUAAAGAGGCUGAAUAUUAACAUGCUUGAAUUUGUACAACCCAUGAGACUCUUAAAGCUAUUUGGGUAUUUAAUGUGAGAUCUUGGAUGAAUAAGAAAAAAAAAAAAAGGUCGUGGUGUAACAAUGAUAAACUUGUGGGUUAGGCUGACAAGGGGUUAACUGUGCUUGCUAGUUUUAUGUCAACUAACCAGAAGAGGGCACACCAGGACAGGGCAUCAGAUCCCAUUAGAGAUGGUUGUGAGACACCAUGUGGUUUCCUGGGAAUGGAACUUAAGUAGUAAUUGAUGUGGGUGGGCCUAGCCUUUUGUGGCAGGUGGUCCUGAGUUCAAUAAGAAAUAGACUGAGGAAGACCUCCGGUUUAGACUCUCUCCACAAAAUGUCUGGCACCAGAGCUUAUCUGUGGCUGCCUCUCUGAUGACAGCUAGACAAUGUACCUGUCUUUUAGUAAAGCAAAAUGUCAUUACGAAUCUUUUUUUCCUUCCUUCCUUCCUUCCUUCCUUCCUUCCUUCCUUCCAUUCUCUUCUUUCUUUCUUCCUUUCUUUCUUAUUUUCUUUUUUCUUCCUUUCUUUCACCAGCUGUGUAAUGUUCUACCCUAGGACUCUGGGCUAUCCAAUAUCUGGGUAUUGGCCAUCCAGGCAGUAUAGGCACUGGCUGCCUCUUACAGGGUGGGCCUUGGGUUAAACUAAACAUUGGUUGGUCACUCCCUCCUGUUUUCUACUAACAUCUUGUAGGCAGGACAUAUUGGAGGUAGAGGAUUUAGAGGCUGGUUUGGUGUCUGGGUUUGCCUCUCCAUGGUCUGUAGAGUACCCUCUCGCAGCAGCAAAGAGACUAGAAUGUGGAGGUGCAGGCUCCAAACCUUAGCUCUACCCUCUCUAUCUUCAGUGAGCUGAAAGAAAGUUGUCCUCAGCAAUGGAUUCCACUGUGAGGUUUUAGAGGGUGACCUUCAGUCCUAGCAUUGUUUAGGGAUCUCCACUGUAUGUCCUCAACUAAAAACUUAACUGGAUAUAACCCAGUCCACUGCUAGAAGCCUUUCCUGGCUACAAAAGAUGGCCAGUUCAAACUUUAUAUCCUCUAACAUUAGGAGUUCUCACUAGGGCCACCCUCAUAGAAUACAAGAAGUUUCCACUGCACUGGAUUUCCGUACUACCUCCCAAAUCCUCCCUAAUUCUGUCUUUCUUCUGUUUUUCGUUCCAUCCCCCGAAAUAUGAUCCCUCCCCUUCCCAUCCCCGCCCACCUCCAAUCCACACACAGAAUCUAUUAUUUUCUCUUCCCAGGAAAAAAUCCAUGCUUCCUCCUGUAGCCCCACUUUUAUAGACCUCCCCUUCACCUACCCGGGUCUGUGGAUGGUAGCUUUCUGUCAUUCACUUAACAUUUUUUACCAGCAGACACAGGGUGUCUCCACCCAUUAUAAAACUUGUGCUUUAUGCGCCACCUAGUGGUCAUAACAUGUAAGUGACCGUGUCUCAAUGAGCAAGACCUGAGCAGUGUACUUCUUGGACUUGCAGUUGAAUGUAUAAACUAUCAUUGCCUCCAGCAUGAAGCAGCGGGUCUGACGUGCUAUGGGAUGUCAGCACACGCUGGAAGACAAAAAUUUUUCUUCAUUUUUCUACGGUCAGUUGGGUAGAGUUCCUGUCACUGGAUGGCUCUAUCAGAAAGAGCUUUAUUUCUUUUUUUUCUUUUUUUUCUUUUUUCUUUUUUUCGGAGCUGGGGACCGAACCCAGGGCCUUGUGCUCGCUAGGCAAGCGCUCUUCCGCUGAGCUAAAUCCCCAACCCCUAUUUUAAAUUAUCUUUAAUCUUUUUUUUUUUUUUUUUUACAGUCCAGCCACUAUCCCCCUCCAGAUCCGGCCUCUGAGAGUUCCUCAUCCCAUCCCCCCCCCCCCCCCCCCCCCGUCUCUGAGAGGAUCUCCCCCUCCCAGUCCCCACACGGACCUGCCAGGCCUCCCCACUCCCUAGGACCUCAAGUCUCUUCACUCACUGAGUCAAGAGCCAGCAGUUCUCUACUGUAUAUGUGUCAGAGGCCACCAGCUAAUGUAUGCUUCCUGGUUGGUGAGAGGCUCAGUGUCUUGAGAGAUCUGGGGGUGUCCAGGUUAGUUGAGACUGCUGGUCUUCCUAUGGGAUCCCCCUCUUCCUCAACUUCCAGUCUUUCCCUAACUCAACCACAGAGGUCCCUGACUUCAGACCAUUGGUUGGAUGUAAGUAUCUGUGUCUGUCUUGAUCAGCUGCCCAUUUUUGGUGGGAUUGCGAGCUGGUACAACCACUCUGGAUAUCAAUCUGGAGGUUCCUCAGAAAAUUGGAAAUAAAUCUAUCAGGAAAUAAAUGUACCACUCUUGGGCAUAUAGUCAAAAGAUACCCCACCAUGCCACAGGGGCAAAUACUCCACUAUGUUCAUGGCAACCUUAUUUGUGAUAGCCAGAAGCUGGAAACAACCCAAAUGUCCCACAAAAGAAGAAAGGAUACAGAAAACGUGGUUCCUCUACACAAUGGAAUACUACUCAGCUAUUAAGAGCAAGGGCAUCAUGAGUUUUGCAGGCAAAUGGAUGGAACUAGAAAAUAUCAUCCUGAAUGAGGUAACUCAGACCCAAAGGGACGUGCAUGGUAUGUACUUACUAAUAAAUGGGUAUUAGGCAAAAAGGUACAGAAUCCUCAGGAUACAAUCCAUAGAACUCAAGAAGGUUAGCAAGCAGGAGGGCCCAAAUGAGGACACUUCAUUUGGGAUGGAGAAGAAAACAAUCAUGGGGGCAGAGGAAUGGAGGGACCUGGGUGGGUGAGGGGAGGGGAAAUGGGUAGAUGGUUCUAGCACCUAUAAGAAACCUUUCUAGACCCAUCUCAAUUUUGUGAUCAGAAAAGUCUUCCAUAAGCCAGGUAUUUAAACUCUUGGUCCCCAAUUGAUGGCAUUGUUUGAAGAAUGUUUCAGAAUCUUUUGGAAGUGUGGCCUUGAUGGAAGGAGUAGGUAACUGGGGCCAGGCUUUGAGUAUGGAGAGUGCUUUCCUCCCAGUGUUCUCUCUGCUUUGUACUUGUGGUUGAAGAUGUGAUCUCUCUGGCUGCUGUGCCUUCUGGUCACUUAGGGACGCUCACUCCUCUUGCAGCCGUAAGCCCAAUAAAUCUUUUUCCAUAUGCUGCUGCUGCUGCUCUUAGUCAUGCUGCUUUAGCCCAGCUAGAAAAAUGUAACCAAUAUAGUUAAGUGUUCCUGUAAAGCUUUCAGCAAGGCGAAGCUUCAGUUCCAGGGCUUCCUGUGAUUCAUUUAAUCUAUCCCUUGGUUCUUAAUCUGUUUUAAGGAACACUGCAGGGCAGUCCAAUAGCCAGAAGGAAAGCGCCUUUGGAUUUUCAGGAAGUGUGUUUACAGGUAGCUCUGAGCCCUUAGGACCUCUAAAGCUCUAGAUAAGGUCUCAUACCUGGUAACUAUAGUCACUCACACGUGCGCGCGCGCACACACAUACAUGCAUGCAUUCACGCACGUACACACACACACACACACACGCGCGCGCGCGCGCACACACGCACUCACGCACGCACACACACACUGGCCUUUAAUAUACCAAAUUGUAAAAUAAAGUUUUUCAUUUUUUUCUAGGGUGUCUGUAUGAAUCCCCUUACCCCCUUACCUUUUUCCAGAUCAUUGUUCUGCUCUCUGUACAAGACCACAGGAUGAACCAGGUUUCCGAAUCAAUUUAUUGUCCACUUCAAUUGUGUCGCCCUCUACUGCCUUCUGGCACCCAGUGAUGAGAAUGCAGACAAAACAUUCAUACACAUAAAAUAAGAUAAGUAAAUCUUAAAAAAUAUAUAGAGUGAUUCUUUUACGUUUUUGCUAUAUUACUCUAACAUAACAAGCAGAGGCGAGAACCUGAGUUCUCUGAGGAACGGGGAGGGGGAACUUGGAGGGGGAAGGUCGGAGAAGAGAGGGCGUGGUCCGCGCUCGCCUCAUCCACACUAGGAGCUGUAGCGACUGCGUGUGCGUGUGCGGUAGAGGGGGCUGAAUGGUCGUGUCCCUGUGACAGGUGUUGCGGAGAUACCCUCCACAGUGGAAGAGCUCAGACCCGGAGACGCUGGUGUCUUACUGCGGCCCAGAGCAAGGAUGGGCAGUCCGGUGAGUGGAGAUGCGAAAGAGGGCGGAAUGGGGCGAUCUGGAGCCGCGGAGCGGAGCCAGCGAGGGAAGCCAAGAGGCUGUUCGUUGGAGAACCGGGUAUCGGGGAUUAGGGCUCUGUAAGGAGUCACGGGCUGGGCUGGGGCCGGGAAAAAGCCCAGGAACGCGUGUCCCUGGGGUAGGCGGCUUUGCACAUUGCUGCUAUUCCAUGGCGAAAACAUGGCCAGAGCUCCAUGGAGCCUCACGUCCCCUGUGUUGGUCUUCUACCUGCAGCAGGGGUGUAGCCUAGUAAUCUUGCUUUCUCUCUCUCUCUUGCUGCAUCUCUGGUCCUUGCCUAGGAAGCCAUCAAGCAUCUAGUAGUGCUGGGGCGAGCAAGCUUCCAAAAGGACUGUCAGCUCCAGCUCAGUGGUCUUGUUAAAAACCAAGAUAUUUAGAGAGGCCGACAUCUUGAGUCUUCAGUAGCGUUUAUGAGGCAGAAUUUUUUUUAAAAGAGGGGUGGUCAUAAUCCCUAUUCUUUAUACACAGGGGAUUGGUAGAAUUGGGUGAGAAUCUAAAUGCAAUUAAACCCCUCAGGUACUGCUUUUCACGGGGCUGGCAAAGACCACAGACCCAUUAUUGCGUUACCUUUCUUAACAAAGAGGAACGCUGCUCUGCCAGCUAGAUGCUUUUAAUGUUCUACAAGGGAUUGCUUUCCAAUGUUUUACAAAUUAUCGGGGAGAGAGGUUCAUCUUUUUUUUUCUUCUAAGUUCCUGUGGCUGCAAUGAAGAUACAAAAUCACACCUAGAAAGAAUAGGAGAAUGAGAGCUGUGCACCCAGCCUGUGUGUAGUUGCCAGCUAAGCCCCAGGAGCUAAUGAGCAUCCACCUUCUUGAUAAAAAUUAUAGUAGGAUUUUUUUUUUUUUUUUUUGGCUUCAUGACUGGACUCUCUGGUAAAUUCUUGAUUGGUUAAUCUUUUAGCAUCUGUUAAAUUCAAGGCACUACAUUCAGUGCUUUAACUGAGGAAUUGUCACCACACCUGGGAUCUCGCUGCAGCAUUGACUUGCUGCUUUGCAGACGAGCUCCUAGGAUCUUUACCACUCGAAAAUGCCAUUUUAGAUUUUUGAAUAUUUGCAUAUGCACAAUAAGAUCUCUUGGGAGCGGGACUCUGGACUAAGCAGGGAAUCCAUUCAUUUCUCAUGUAGGUCUUACAUACACAGAUAAUGCCAUGAUUAUACGGUUCCCUCUUGGCGACUGUAACCGUCGCAUGAUGGCAGGUGUGGAAUUUUUUUACAAGACGACUGCCAGUACUUGGAAGUUUUAGAUAUUAAAGCAUUAUGAUUUUCCAAUUUCCCACCUAUGUUUCAUUUAACCCUGAGACUAGUACUGACGUCUUCCCCCAGGCUCCAGAGAGGUUAAUAAUGUGUCUUACCUAGUACAUUUAGGAUUCACUUUAGACUGGCGUGUGCCCUGGUUACCACCCGGCAAUCCCACAUCAUCUUUCUGAGAAACAGGAAGCCUACCACUGUCCGGCAUGGACCAGAGAAGAAUAUAAAUAAACGUGAAAUCUUAAUAGUGAAGCCUCUCCUUUGACUCCCUGGUCCCCAAUCUCUGUGGUUUUUGUUUUUCACCAUCCCCAGGACCCACUUCUCAGUCUUACGCAUGCAUCUGCUUUUCCUCUUGUCCUACAACACUGUUAUUUUUCACAACAAAAGCCAGGUAUUCCUGCAUUUUCUUAUUACAGCUUUCUUAUUUUCUUAUUACUGCUAGGGUCUAGGCUUCAUUGUGAAAGAAAGGCAUAAUGGUUAAAAAUAAUGGUGUGGAAUUAGCAUGCCACAAUCUGCUAAAUGGAGAUAAGUAAAAUAGAUUGAUCCUUUGCUGCAGAACCAGAGGAUACAUUUAGCUAGAUCGUUCCAGCUACCUUACAUGAUAGAAAGAAUGGAGAACAGGCUGAACAAUAUGGAGAAAAAAUUCCCGAAGUCCCCAGGGUACUUCAGAGCUAAAGCCCUUUUAUAAGGUGGUGUGGAUGUACAGGAAAAGGAGAGGGAGAGCAAAGGUUGCAUGCAUCAUUUUAGGGAGCUUGUCACUUAACUUCCUAAAGGGUAGUGACUUUGUUGUGACCCUUAGAUCAAUGAAGUCAAGAGAAGUCUCAAGGUAGGCAUGGCGUACUUGAGUCCUCACCCCCAGCCAAACAUCCAUCAUCUGUGUAAACAACAAUUUGUACCAAGGAUCGCUCAGAUGAUAGAAUUUUUAAUUUUUCUGUAGCCUUAAGUUUGUAAGGAAAACCCAACUAUGCCAUGUGGGUGGAUACCAGAGCACCCAACUUUGUGGUUCUCCAGAAAGUCUGAAAAACUGGGGUGUGAAAACAGAAAAGCACUCAGGUCUGGGGUGGCAUUGGAGAUGUCCACAGGACAAAACAUCACCUCUAUCAGGGUGAUGAAAGAUCACAAAGAAUACCAGGACAAGGACUAUAAUGGGGGUUCUAUGUUUGUGACCCAGAAUUUCAGUGAGUGUGGGCAAAGCCAGGUCUUCUCUCUGACUGCCUACACCUACAGGGUACAGUUGGCCUCAACAGAGGCACCCACACUUUGUUCCACUGUUCAUUUUGUAUGACUUCAAAUUGCAGACCAUGGCUAGGACGACUCUCCUUCUUGUGCUACCUAAACCCAACAGAAGAUGAGUAUGGACUUUUCCAGUUAAGUUUUUGCCCUAUUUAUAAAGUCACUGUUUAGGAAAACUCAAGUUUACAUAAUGAGAUUAAUGAACUGGUGUGUCACUUCUCCCGGUAACAUUCCCUCCACUAAGUUUUAAGUCGUGGCAUACACAAACCAAAGCAAAAAUUCCAUACAGUGGGAAAGAAAAGGAUAUUAAAAUUGAAGUGCUCUCACUGGGUAGAGGAAUUCUUGUACCACAUCAAAAUUACUUCCAGAUCUUCAAACACUGUUUUCCAGCGCUGGGUGUGGUAGAACACACCAGCAAUUCCAACUCGGGAAACAGAAACAGGAGGACUAGGAGUUCAAGGCUAUCCUUGGCUACAUAUCAAAUGCCAAGACCACCCUAGACUACAUGCUAUUCUACUUCAUCCUACCCCAACCAGACUCUUCAUUUUUUUAAAGACUCUAUUCAAUUUCUCUACUAUCUAACCCUAAGACCAUAGGAAAACAGAAAUCAGAAGACAACGAGAAUUUAGGGCAAUGAGAUUGACUCACUUUAGAGAUGUUGUGGAAAAUAAUCUCUAGAGGUCACUGUAUCUGAGAGGUCUGGCAAAAACAGGGCUUCAUUCAGGCACACCUUGAGAAUGACAAGAGUCCCUCAGAUGGCAAACCAUCCUUUGACAACCAUCUCUUGCCAAACCCCCAAACCAAGGCAAUUUAAAUGGAUAUGGUUCAAUGAUUUAGAAAUAAUCUUCAAUUUAUCAAGGUAGCAGAGGCUGUCUCUAUGUAGAGGUUGAUAACAUACACGUUUAGAAUAGGGUGUCCACACAGAUUUGUUAUAUCAGUAGAUCAGAGCAAUUUGAUUUGGUGAAUAUUGACAUUCUUGUGAGCCAAGAAAAGGGGGAAAAGUGAAAUAACACUGAUUCUAUAUACAUUGCCUUUGCCCUAACUCCAGGAACCCAGUGCUCUCUGAGAGUGGUAUUUUCUGGGAGUGUGGCAAACCACACUGUAGUGUUAUAUUUUCCCCAUUCACAAGGAAGAAGAGAAAGAAGGGCAGUCUUGGGAAGGGGGAAGGGAAAUGCUAGGCAGGUGGUUAAUAUAUUGGAGUCAGAGUCUAGGUUUGAAGGCAUAUGGUGGACUGUGUUUUGGAAGAAGUUAUGGCCAAAAGCAGACUAGUAAGCUCAGUCAAGACAUAAACAUGGGAAGAUGGUCUGCAAAGAAUUAAGGCCCAUUAGACCCUUAAGGAGGAAGUUCUACUCUGAAGCAUGAGCUUCAAACUGACACAAACAAGAAAAGUACUUUAGAGGGAAAGCCUAUGAAAAUGCACACCUAAGUCAGUGAGGGCAAUGCACACAGGGGGGUGCAUCACAGUAAACUACCAAGGCAGAGAAUGAUGUGUGCACUUCAAAGCAGGGAAGGUAAGCUCCUCUACUACGAAGCUAUAGAGAGUUUUUGGGAGAAAGAUCAUGAGGCCUCCCCCUCAUGAUCUAGGCAAAGAAUUACAGGAAGCUAAGGAAUGCUGAGACCAAGAGAAAUAACCUUCCCAAUGGAAGAACAUGCACUUGAUUAUCCAAUAGAAAAUGGUCAGCCCUGAAAAUAUAUGCAAACAACUAACUAUAUAUUUUCAGCCCUGAAAAUAUAUGCAAACAACUAACAACUAAACAUGUACUGAGCAUGUAUAUACAACAACAAGAUAAAGAGUCUAAGAAUUUGAAAGACAGCAAGGGAAAGGGGAAUAAUAUUAUACAUAUUGUAUAUAUAUUCAUAUAUAAAAUACAUAUAUAAUGUUAAUAUGUACAUAUGCACAUUAUACAUAUAUAAAUUUCUCUGUGUGUUAUAUAUACACAUAUAUAUGUAUAUAUAAAUCUUUCCUCUUUCCUUUGCUGACUUUCAAAUCCUUGGACUCUUUAAUUGUUGUUGCAUAUAUAUAUAUAUUUAUAUAUAUACAUAUAUUACAUAUACAUAAAUACACAGUAUGUAUAUAUACAUGUAUUAUAUGUGUAUAAUAUAAUAUAUUACAUACAACUUGUAAUAUAUUAUUGAAAGAGAACAAAGAAAAGGGGAAGUAUACUUAUUAUAAUCUCAAAAAUAUUUAAAUGAAAAAAGAAAGUGCCAACCCAUGCAACAAUGAAUUUAAGGAAGAUUACUUUAAUAACAUGUAAGUAUUUUCCAAUAUGUAAAAUGGGUUAGUAGAGUAGGGGGUCUCUACUUUAUCUCUCAAGGUCUCCAAAGCACCGGUCAGAGUGCUUAGCACAGAUAAACUCAAUAGAUGAGGAAAGAAAAGAAGCAUUGCCCGAGGCUCAGGUAGAUCUGCUUGGAGGUUUUACAAUGCAACUUCCUCUUCUGUACAAGUAGUUUGCUAUGAAAAUAAUUAAAAAUAGUACAAAAGUCCCAAUGACAAGUGCUGAGACCAGGGUACUAGAGCAAGGACUUCACAUGGGAGAAUUUCUUGUGUAAAGUGACUAAGUAAAUAUCUGGGAAGGAGAAGAGUCUGGCAGCCAGUGAGACUUUCUCGUCUAGGGGGGAAAAACGUCCAAAAGAAACACUUCACACAGUAAAGUGAUGAUGAAUUUCCUGUCAUUGAUAAAGUUGUUAACCCAUGCUGUUCCAUUUUUCCUUUCAAUUGGUGUGGAAGGAAGAGGCAAAGGAACCAGAGUACUAGAAAACUCGGCAGUUUGAAGGGUCUGAAAGGUUGGCCAGGAAGAGCUUGGUGUGCAAGGAGGAAACACAGAGGUAUAAGGCCUGCAAGCACCCACGUGGGUGCUGAGCUCCAGGGGAUGGGCCUCUAGGACUUCAUGGAGCAUCUGGUGGGAACUUUUAGCCAAUUUCAUAAUGCCUGUCAGAUUGCUCGGGCCUAGAAACUUAUUAAAUGCGAUCCUGACAAAUCAGCAAAAGCUUGAUAAUCCUCACGAUCACAUUUUUUUGAGAUAGAAAGGUACAAAAAAUAUUUUUACAUUCGUAACUAAUUUUAAAAACCAACAGUGCUAUAGUUGUCCCCUAGGAGGCUUUGCCAGUGCUUGACCAAUACAGAGGCGGAUGCUCGAAGACAACCACUAGACUGAUCAAAGGGAUCCCAGUGGAGGAGUUAAGGGAAGGACUGGAGGAGCUGAAGGGAUUUGCAGCCCCAUUAGAAGAACAAUAUCAAUCAACCAGACUCCCCAGAGCUCCCAGGGACUAAACCACCAACCAAAGAAUACACAUGGAGGGAUCCAUGGUUCCAGCUGUCUAUGUAGCAGAGGAUGGACUUAUCUAGCAUCAGUGGGAGGGGAGACCCUUGGUCUUGUGAAGUCUCGAUACCCCAGCACAGGGGAAUGCUAGGGUGGUGAGGUGGGAGUGAGUGGGUGGGUGGGGGAGCACCCUCAUAAAAGCAGGGGUGAGGGGGGAUGAGGUAAAGGGUUUGUAGAGAGGAAACCAGAAACGAGGAUAACGUUUGAAAGGUAAAUAAAUAAAAUAACCAAUAAAAAUCCAACAGUGUUUUAUGCACAGGGUCAGACAGUUUGUCGGUGUGGUUAUGAUUGUAUGAAGUUUGGAGCCAGUGCUUGGGUUUGAGUCUUGUCUCUACUACUUCCUGUCUAUGCUACCUGAAGAAAGCUACUUAAAAUCUCUCCUUCACAUUCUACAUUGUGCAAGCGUUGAUAUGAACAGCACCUUCUUCGUAGCUUCCUGAAGUGUUGGGUGAAGUAGUUGAUCUCAAGUGUUAAUGACAGCGCCAGGUACAUUAUGUGUUCAAUAUAUGUUAGUCUUGUGACUAUUAGUAGCUUAGUCACCAAAAGCAAACUAAAGUUGAAAUAAAUGUUUUGAUACAUUUAUCAUGUAUGUAUCUAUUCCCGUCAUUUAUUCUUGUCCCCUGGUCUUUCAGACCAGAUAGUCAUGUAUCUACUACCCUAGGUGAAGAACAUUAUCACUGAAAGUCAGAGAAGUUUCCGAAAACAAAGUUUUGUGAUAAUAUUAGCCUAGAUACUCAAGCUUUAAAACCCCACACGCUGAAAGAGGAGGGAAAAGUUCAUUCCAGAAAGAAUUGUUGACAAGCUCCAGAGUGGUGGAAGAACCAGCUUUUCUGACCCUAGGGAGAUAAGGGUAUUCCAGUCCAAGAGAAGGAAAAGGCUGACUGGUGUCUACAGCCAAAGCCAGGCACCAACUUGUAUAAAAGAAGGAAUAUUGUAUCCUACCCCCUUGCAACUGAGAAUCAAACAUAGAACCUGUAUAUAGGUCUUGAGUCCCAAAGAAGACAGAAUGAACUAUAGCAGACUGCCACAGGCACUUAGAUAAUGAAUUUCCUUUGCUCAGUUCAAGGAGAACCUGGAGUAGUUUACAAGAGAGCUGCAGUUGGCCUGUGAAGUAAUAAUUAUAUGAAGCAUGGUCUUAGUGACUGAGAGAAACACAGCUAUCUUAGCAAACACAAGGUAGAAAAAUGGUUGUAAUAAAAGACCAGAGCAGCCCCAUGCUGUGCCUUGGUGUGCCGUAAGCCUCCAUACCUUCCUGGAUUGCAGAUGUAAUGCCAGAACUGGGGAGCUUCAUAGAGUGUUGGGGUGCUUGGAAGCUGAAUGGACAGAAGGUACUACUUUGACUGAAAGGAAGUUUCUAGCCCCAGUUGGAAUGGCAAGGUGAAAUAAAAA
Rattus norvegicus (Norway rat) is the source of this 17570-nucleotide messenger RNA. RefSeq names its product CD200 molecule like 1 (gene Cd200l1). NCBI's taxonomy places the organism in Eukaryota, Metazoa, Chordata, Mammalia, Rodentia, Muridae. The record is from RefSeq and is a predicted model, not a curated record. Gene Ontology annotation, biological process: negative regulation of macrophage activation; regulation of immune response. Gene Ontology annotation, molecular function: cell-cell adhesion mediator activity. Gene Ontology annotation, cellular component: membrane.